Centruroides sculpturatus (bark scorpion) is the source of this 1985-nucleotide messenger RNA. It is a transcript of the gene Atg16, whose product is annotated as autophagy-related protein 16-1-like. The record is from RefSeq and is a predicted model, not a curated record. The coding region runs from base 36 to 1679 and encodes 547 amino acids. The transcript is spliced from 16 exons. Gene Ontology annotation, biological process: autophagosome assembly. Gene Ontology annotation, molecular function: protein binding. NCBI's taxonomy places the organism in Eukaryota, Metazoa, Arthropoda, Arachnida, Scorpiones, Buthidae. Gene Ontology annotation, cellular component: autophagosome membrane.
AGUUACUUGACUUAUUUGGCACGUGCUGGUGAGUGAUGGCGGACGGAGAUGGAGCUUUCGUAUGUGAGUGGAGACGUCAAAUUUUAAAUGAAUUUCAGAAAAGACAUCAGAGGGAGAAUGGACUGUUUGAAGACUUGUUCGCACUUUGUAAUCGAUUAUACGAAAAUAUUGAUUUAUUACAAAAAGAAAAUAUACGUUUAAAAAUACAAAAAGCUCGAUUGGAACAAGAUACUGAAGAGGGUUCAACAAGUUCUGGUAGAACAAGUGAAAAAGUUAGUGUAUUAGAUAGAACAGUAUUCCAAUUGAAAUCUGAAAUUACUGAACUUCAUCGUACGAAAGCAAAUUAUGCUCAGCAACUAAUGGAACUUAGAAAUACUUUGGACGAAAAAGAAAAAGAAUUGUUAACAAAAAACAAUCGAUUGAAAGAGUUAGAAAUGGGAUUAUCAAAAGCAAAAGAAGAUUGCAAAGUAUUAGAACAAACAAUUCAGGACAAAGACAUGAUGCAUCAGGUUCUAAAAGAUGAAUAUGAAGCAUUACAUCUAGCAUUUAGUAGUUUAGAAAACAAUUACAAUCGUUUAGAGAAAGAACAUCAAGAUAUUAUAUCAAGAUGGAUUGCUUUAAAAACGAGAGAUGCUGAUAGAUUAAAUGCAGAAACUGAAAGAGUACAAAAAUUGAAACAAUAUCAAGUACAAAAAGAAUUGGAAGAAGCUGCAAGAGAUCAAGUUGUGAUAAAUCCAUCUGAGGUAGAACAUAUACCUAUAUGCAUUUCAGCAUGCUUACCUAGUAAAGUGACUGCAAAAAUUGAUGGUCACGAUGGUGAUGUUAAUGCGAUAAGAUGGACUCCAUCAGGUUUGUUUGUUGCAAGUGGAGGUGGAGACAGAAAAGUUAAAUUAUGGGAAAUAGCAAAUGGUCAAAUUUUAAUAAAAAGUAAUUUAAUAGGAAGUAAUGCUGCUGUAAUGUCUUUAGAUUUUAAUGCUGAGGAAUCUUUAUUAUUGGGAUCUUCAAAUGAUUUUGCAAGUCGAGUAUGGACAGUUGCAGAUUCUAGGCUAAGGCACACACUAACUGGUCAUGGAGGAAAAGUAAUGGCUGCUAAAUUUCUUGGUGAAUCCAGUAAAGUUGUAUCAGGUAGCCAUGAUCGUACUCUAAAGAUUUGGGAUCUUCGUAGCAGAGCAUGCAUUCGUACAAUAUUUGCUGGAUCCAGUUGCAAUGAUGUAGUUACAAGUGAUGGAGCAGGAACAAAUAUUAUUAGUGGCCAUUUUGAUAAACGUAUACGAUUCUGGGAUACUCGCUCAGAAUCUAAUGCUAAUGAAAUACAAUUACAAGGAAAGGUGACUUCUCUUGAUCUUUCUCCAGAUGGGAUGUCUCUUCUAAGUUGUGUUAGGGAUGAUUCUUUGAAAUUACUUGAUCUUCACAUGAAUCAAGUAAUGAGGACAUUUUGUGCUGACGGUUUUAAAGUUGGAUGUGAUUGGACAAGAGCAAAAUUUAGUCCUGAUGGUCAUUAUGUAAUAGCUGGCUCUCAAGAUGGUGCUAUUUAUAUCUGGAAUACAUCAUCUGGAAAAAUUGAAAAGGUUUUAAGAGAACAUAAUGCCGUUGUUACUGCUUGUGCUUGGAAUCCAACUGGAAACCACAUAAUUAGCUGCGACAGAGCAAAAAAAAUUGUUGUAUGGUCUGAAUUCUAAAAGACUGUUUUAUAUCAUUCAUACCUCAAGCUGAUUCAUAAUAGAAUCAGCUUUGUGAUUUUGUAAAUUAUUUUCUAAGUAUUUAUCUUUUACUUAAGUUAGUAUUGUAUCACAAAUUUUUUAUUAGUGUGUAUUGUCAUUUAUUGUGAUGUAUUUUGUUGAAUAUCGUCUCAUUAAAUUGUUGCAAGGUUUAAUUUUAAAAAGUGAAUCAUUUGUUUUGUUAUAGUACUAUGUUAUUUAAUUUUAUUUUUAUGUGAAAUCAAAAGGUGAUUACAAGAUGUAUAGAAAAAAAAUUUUGUUAUGUAA